This is a messenger RNA of Eurytemora carolleeae, 3349 nucleotides long. It is a transcript of the gene Rcd1, whose product is annotated as KAT8 regulatory NSL complex subunit 3. Gene Ontology annotation, biological process: positive regulation of transcription by RNA polymerase II. Gene Ontology annotation, cellular component: NSL complex. The record is from RefSeq and is a predicted model, not a curated record. NCBI's taxonomy places the organism in Eukaryota, Metazoa, Arthropoda, Copepoda, Calanoida, Temoridae. The transcript has 23 exons. The coding region runs from base 95 to 3166 and encodes 1023 amino acids.
UUUCUCGCAAAUAACGGGACUAUUUAUUGCAGAUUUGCAAACCUAUGUAAUAUGAUGGAAUGUUGAAAGAACAAUAUAAGCUAGCAGGUAAAAUAUGGACCAGGUACAUCCCUCCUACAGGGGAUCAGGAGAUACUAAUGAUGAGGGAUCUUCAAAUCCACCUCAGUCCUCCUCUAACGACGGUUUGAUCAGAAAAUUGCUACAGUCUUCCCCACUUGAGCUGUCACAGCUGUCAGGAUCUGGGUCUCAGCAGUCACAGUACGAUUUAUCUGAAAAUCAUUUGGCGCAAUUUAUCAGCCCUGUGAAACAGCUCCCGCCACGUGCUCUUCUUAGUCCUGGCCGCCAGCAGACGGUGAAAUACCGUUUAGAUGAAGACCGUCAUGUUGGACCAGCAUCAAGAUUAGCUGGGACUGAUCGAUUGAUCGCUUUGAUCCAACUUGAUCAUUCCUAUUCUAAACCCUGGAGACCAGAUGCCUCCAAUACAUUACCAACUAAAAUAUUGUUUUCUGAUCGAGUUGGCAGUAGUACUACAAACUUUAACAUUACAGAUGACGAUGAUGAGAUCAACAUUGAACUUGAUCCCAUCAAACCUGUUCCUCCAUACGAUCCCCAGCAGGCUAGAAAGGCGAUGUCCGAGUGUAAGAGAUUUUCUAGUUUUGCCAACCCACAUCUUCAAGAUACAGAAGGACAAGGGUGGGAGGAGGCGGUUGUUAAGGAUGGUUGGACACAGCAACAAAAAGUUCUCUACACAAAAAUGAUAAAAGUUUUACAUUUGGACAGACUUAGCCGGUUAUCUCAAGAGGGCCGGGAUAACGAGCCAGUACUCCGUAGAAUAACAGUGGAUAAAUCAGCAAAGAGAGCCCGAAGUGUUCUGUCCUCACACCCUGUGUUGUGGGAUACAAAAACCAUGCAAUGGUUGCAUUCUGUGUUCUCAGAAUACCUUCCUAAACCAUACUUAGCUGCCUGGAUAGAUAUUAUACAGACUUUAAAGAGCAAAGUGCCAGCAUUGAUUGAUAGAAUGCUUACCCUUCAUCUCAACCCAACCUCGGAAUCUAAAAUUCAUCAGAUCAUGGCUGAGGGUUUCUCCGUGUUAUUGAACCGACCCUGGGAUCCUGCAGCUAGCAGUAUAACCCGGAGAAGGUUGGAAAAACUACCUGGAAAUCCGAUCAUCAUUGUGGCUCCGUCAGGGCCCGGGGAUCCUAAGAAGAUGUCACGUCGUCUCCGACUUUGGAACAACCAGCUUGGGUGUCUAGGAAAGGUUAUUGUGAUAAAUGUUCCGAUGUUUAAAGGAGAAGCAUCAUUAAAUCAUACCGUCAACCAUUACCUUUAUCAGAUGGUAUCAGCAACAUUGGGCAAGGUUCGGGAAUGCAAGAACAAUUUAUCCGAUCGACCAGUUGUAUUGAUGGGUUGGGGUGCAGGGGCUGCUAUUGCAGUACAUAUAGCUGGAGUAGAGAAACUAGCAGGGUUGGUUUGCCUGGGGUUUCCAACUAUGAGCUUAUCAGGGAAUAGAGGAGAGCUUGGAGACCCAUUGCUAGACAUCAAGACACCAACCUUGUUCGUUGUCGGAGAGAAGUCCUCCUUGUCGAACACAGACGACAUUGAAGAUUUCAGAGAACGCCUGCCUGUCGAAACGGGACUAGUAAUAGUUGGUUCAGCCGACAACAACCUCAGAAUGACGAAACGUAAAAAGCGCCAGGCUUGUGUGACACAGUCAAUGGUAGAUCAAAGUAUUAUGGAUGAAAUCCGCGAGUUUUUGGCGGGAAUUUUAACAAGUUCUUGUCGGAAUAGUUAUGCUACAUUUGCCGUUCCGAGCAAUGACAAUAUCCUGUCUGUCGGAAGUUCGACCAAGAAGGCCCGUGGGAGGAAAAGAAAUAAUUCUAGCCAGGACGGUUCAGGUCCUUUGUCUCCAAACAAGAGGAGGCCUGGGAGUAGACCAACUACUCCAGGUUCUGCUCCAGGAAGCGGGGGGAGUACUCCGAUAAAACUUAACCCAGGUUCCCCUGCGAAAAGAAGAAAGAAGGCUCGCAAAUCCCUUUCAGCAGAGAUAGGAACCAGUUUUCCUGCGCAAGUUGUUGGAUCUAAUCCGUUUCCUCCCGGAUUAUUAUCCAUCUCCUCUCCACUUCCACAAUCCACCCUAGGAUCAGAUUCUACCUCACCACCUCCCCUCACCAUCAGGGUUCCGAUAUCUCUUCCUACAACAAUAUCUCCAGUAACCAGUCAACAUACCCACCCUGCUCUUACUCCAGCUGGAGGACCACAGCUUGCAGGAGUAAGAUCUUCCAACCCUAUGUUGAGUCCUCAAAUCAGAGCUCCUGUUCCUCCACCUCCUGGAGUACGAAUCCAGAACAGUAGCAGGAUGCCUUCUCCUGUUCGAGGACCAAUUCCUGUUAGCCAAUGGGGACCUGUCAGAAACCAUGCACCACGGGGACCUUCUUCUGCCAUCAGGACGUCCACCGUUCGGGGACCUACGCCUGUACUAAGUCCAACUCCGAGGGGACCUACUCCUCAAAGAAUGCUGUCGGCUAUACCAACUAAUCCCAGACUAUUGCUUCCUUCGUAUUCCUCUACUAGUGGAAUAUCAAGGACAAGUUCAGGAACAGUAACUGGUUCUCUAGCUUCAUCUCCGAGAGUAAUUCAGUAUGCGGCGAAGAGCAACAAAGCACUCAAUCAAUCAAGCUCUGAAGGGAGUGAUCCGAAAGCCCCGAGUCAGUUCCAAAAUAACGUAUUGGGGCGACCAGCUGGGGUGCCUGGCAGUUUGGUACAGCAAACUCUACCGGUUAACCAGGGUGUCAGUCCGGUACAAGGUGGUCAAGGUGUACAGGGCCGACCGAGCGGCCAGGACAAGCUCUUUAUCAUAUCUGUACCGGCCGGUGAGGCGGGGAAGAACACUAUUAACAAUCUUUCAUUACCCACGACAAGGCCUGGUGGAUCUUCAUUGCAAAUCACACCUGUAAACCAAUCACAAAGCCAAUCUAAACCAACAUCCGUCAUAUCUUCUUCAUCCACUUCACCAGGAAAACUUCCGGUCUCCAGUCAACCUGCUUCCGGUUUUACACCAGUCUCCACUCCACAGCCGGAAGUGAAGAAACCGGAAGCUGUAACAGAACGUCAGGACGUGGCACAGAUACUGGCCAGUUUGUCGGGGUUUGUGGGAGAUAAAUCAUAGAAUACAUAUAUAUUGUACAGUGUUUUUCGGUCAUUUUUACUUUGUACAGUUUUCAUACAAAGAUUUAUGUAAUUUAAGUUUGAAGUAUUCUGCUAAUUGCCAAUGAUCAUGAAUUUAUCAGCUUUUUUAUUUUUACCUCAAUGCGUGAAAUAAAACUUAUAAUUAACUGUAAAAUUUCAGAAA